Molecule: messenger RNA, 1284 nt
Organism: Penicillium atrosanguineum
Lineage: Eukaryota; Fungi; Ascomycota; Eurotiomycetes; Eurotiales; Aspergillaceae
Product: Gfo/Idh/MocA family oxidoreductase
Exons: 1
Coding region: 1-1284 (427 amino acids)
Molecular function (GO): nucleotide binding
Source: RefSeq, a predicted model, not a curated record
AUGGCUCCUAUAAGAUAUGCCGUUGUAGGCACCGGGGGCCGCGCCGCCUUCUUCUACAGCGCCAUCGUAAGCGAUUUCAAGGAUACAGCCACGCUUGUGGCUUUUUGCGACACAAAUCAAACCCGCAUGGAUGUCGCCAAUAGCCGAGUUCAAGCGCUAGGAAUAUCACAACUACCAACUUACAAGGCCGCCGAUUUUGAUCGAAUGAUUCAAGAGACAAAGCCAGAUACAAUAAUCGUGACCACAAUUGAUCGGACACAUCACACCUACAUCAUCCGGGCAAUGGAGCUUGGCUGCAACAUACUCAGCGAAAAGCCAAUGACGAUCGAUGAGAACAAAUGCCAAAUGAUCCUUGAUACAGUCAAGGCGACGAAUCGCCAAUUGCGAGUCGCGUUCAACUACCGAUAUGCGCCACACAACACCAAAGUCCGCGAACUUUUAAUGGACGGCACAAUUGGAAAGGUGACUUCUGUUCAUUUCGAGUGGAUGUUAAAUACUAGACACGGCGCGGAUUACUUCCGCCGCUGGCACCGAGAUAAACGCAACAGUGGUGGACUGCUCGUUCAUAAGUCCACCCAUCAUUUCGACCUGGUCAAUUUCUGGCUUGGAAGUAAGCCCACCACCGUGUUUGCGCAGGGUGACCUGAAGUUCUACGGUAAAGAGAAUGCUGAACUUCGCGGAGAGACGAAAUUCUAUUCUCGGGCUCACGGUAGCCCCGCCGCUGUAAACGACCCAUUUGCCCUACACAUGGAGCCGAAUCCACAGCUCAAAGCUAUGUAUCUUGAUGCCGAGCAUGAAGAUGGAUACUACCGUGAUCAGAGUGUUUUCGGAGAUGGGAUCAACAUCGAAGAUACCAUGGGUGCUCUGGUGACCUACCACUCAGGUGCGAUUUUGACCUACAAUCUAGUCGCCUAUUGCCCGUGGGAGGGAUUCCGAGUCUGCCUUAAUGGAACAAAUGGUCGACUGGAGAUGGAUGUUCUCGAGGAGUCAUAUGUCAAUGCAGGCGGAGAACAAGCCAAAGAAGGCGCUGUUGCAAGCACGAAAAUCACGGUCAAUCCUAUGUUCGCGCCGCCUUAUGAGGUUCCGGUUGUCGAAGGAGAAGGUGGUCAUGGGGGUGGAGAUCCUGUGCUGUUGAAUGAUCUCUUUGGAAAUCCUGUUCCGGACAGAUUCAAUCGUGCUGCGUCGCAUGUCGAUGGAGCUAUGUCUAUUCUGACGGGUAUCGCAGCUAAUAAGGCAAUUCGUACCGGGCAGGUGGUGCAGGUCAAAGAUCUAGUGCAAUUCUGA